Oryza sativa Japonica Group (Japanese rice) is the source of this 1140-nucleotide messenger RNA. Its product is annotated as early nodulin-like protein 18. The record is from RefSeq and is a predicted model, not a curated record. Gene Ontology annotation, cellular component: plasma membrane. Gene Ontology annotation, molecular function: electron transfer activity. Lineage: Eukaryota; Viridiplantae; Streptophyta; Magnoliopsida; Poales; Poaceae.
AGGACGCCACUAUAAAAUGAGGCGCGCCACUAGCUUAGCCCAUCUUGCUUGCUUGCUUGCCGCUCUCAGCCUCUCUCUCGGCCAUCACUCUCUUUAAAGCUGCAGCCAGCAAGCUCAAGAAAAAGGAAGAGAUAGAACCGAUCGAUCAAUCCAGGCUACUCCAGCUAGCAGCUUCAGCCUGCAGGCCACAAUGCAUCGACAGAGGAGGAGCAUCUCCUCCCCGGGAGGCAACCUCUCGCCGCCGCUCCUCGUGGUAGCCGCCGCCGUAUUCGUCGUCGCCGGCCUGAGCGCCGCCGUCCCUGGCGCCGCCGCGUACAAGAACUACACCGUCGGCGACGACAAGGGCUGGUACGACGGCCUCACCCACCCCGGCGUCGACUACCAGGAGUGGGCCGACGGCAAGAACUUCAGCCUCGGAGAUUUCCUCAUAUUCAACACGGACAAGAACCACUCGGUGGUGCAGACGCGGAACGAGACGCUGUACAAGAGCUGCGACUACAACGACUCCGGCCCGGACGACACCGUCGAGUGGUCGGCCGCCGCGCCGGAGUUCAGCAAGGACGCCGUCACCGUCGCCGUGCCGCUGCUCAAGGAAGGGAGCAGCUACUUCUUCUCCGGGAACUACGACGGCGAGCAGUGCGAGAGCGGCCAGCGCUUCGCCAUCGCCGUCGCCCACGGCCAGGGCCUCCCGCCGGACCUCCGCCCGCCGGCGGCCGAGGCUCCCGGCCCCUCCUCCUCCGCCGGCGCCGCCGCCGACGCGCCGCCCACCUUCGACUUCAGCCACCCCAAGAACGUGUCCAACUCGCCGGCCGACACGUCGACGACCGCGCCGCUGGACGACGCCGACGACGCGCCGACCACCGGCGGCGCGGGUCGGAGUAUAGCCAGGCUCGGGUCCGGUCUGGCGGCGGCGGCGACUCUGCUCUUCUUCGUGGUGCAAGUGUAGUUCACACACAUGGGUGCUCACAUGGCGCUUGAUUAAGCUUUUGCGCCUGAUUUAAGUUAUGGGAUUUGUUUAAUUUGUUGUAGUUUAUUUUUUUGAGCUGUUUGAGUAGGAAGAGUGUUGUACACUAUACCACCUGAGAUGGAGUAUAUGAUUUGCUUCUUUACGUGUAAAGUAUUUAUCUUUACUGGACGGUA